AUGAAUGGAAAACAUCCAGUUGCCAUAAUUACUGAUCAAGACUUGGCGAUUAGCAAUGCAGUCUCCAAAGUUUUUCCAAAUACGAAACACAGAUUUUGUUUGUGGCAUAUCAUGAAAAAGUUUCCAGAAAAGUUAUCUCAUCUCUACCAUGACCACGCAUCAUUUAAAAGGCAUUUGAAUGACUGUAUUUGGAGCUCCAAGAGCACUCAAGAGUUUGAAGAUAGAUGGCAAAGAUUUCUUAUUCAGUAUGGUCUUAUUGAAAAUGAGUGGUUGAAUGUACUUUAUACAAUUAGAUCCUCUUGGGUACCAAUCUUUAACCAUUCCACUUUCUUUGCUGGUAUGAACACUACUCAACGUAGCGAAAGUAUAAAUUCAUUUUUUGAUGGUUUUGUUACAUCUGGCACAACUUUAAAGGAAUUUGUGGAGAAAUAUAAUCAAGCAAUAGAUGCUCGCUACGAGUCAUUUAAAAAAGAAGACUUUGAAUCUAGGCACAAAGAAAGGAUUUUGACAUUUAAUAUGCCAUUGGAGGAGCAUGCUGCUAAAGUGUAUACCCGUGCAAUUUUUUUAAAGUUUUGCGAUCAACUUUCUCUUAGUUUACGAUUUUCUAAGGAGAAACUUGGGGAUGAUUGUGAGUGGGUUAUGUACCGAGUUUUUAAUAGGAAAGAUGUAGAAGAUUAUGCAACAGUUGAGAUGAAAUUGGAAAACAGAGAAGCUAGGUGUUCUUGCCAUUAUUAUGGGUUCAUGGGAAUCUUAUGUCGGCACAUGCUUGCUAUUUUUUUUAUUGAAAAUGUUGAACAGAUUCCUGAACACUUCAUUCUGCAGCGUUGGAGCAAGGAAGGAAAUGUGAUACCAAGCGGAGAGAAGGACAGAUGUACCGCAAAUGGAGAUAGACUUCUUCGCAGCUUUCAUCUACGCUCUAGAUAUUCCAAACUUGAUGACCUUGCAUAUAAGUCAGAUGAAGCUUUUAAAUUAAUUUGUGAUGGUAUUGAUUCUCUCUAUAAAGCAGCAGAAAAAGUUCUAGCGUGCGAAGAGAGUAGUGGUCUUGGGGAUUCUAAUUUACAGUUGUUGGGUUUUCAUCAUGAAGAGCCUUCUAUGAUGUACUUGAAGGAUCCAAAUAUUUCACAAACGAAAGGGCGGAAAAGGGACUCACAAAGUACUUCACAGGGACACAGGAUUCGUAGCGGGAUUGAAGAAGCAUCAAAGCAUACUAAUAUUUGUGGCAAUUUACAUCUGACAACCAUUAUUUUUGAGUCUGAUUUUGACAUGGAUAUGGUCUCUUUUUGUGUUGCUAAGCUUUGCAUACGAUGUGGUUGGCAGAAGCUUGGUGCAUUUGUCAAUCUAGGAUCUUAUUAUCUUGUGGGAGUUCCUUUAGCAGUUGUGUUUGCUUUUAUCCUCCAUAUGAAUGGGCGGGGGUUAGUUUUGGCAAUUGUAUUAGCACUUAUAGUAAAAGUGGUGUGUUUUCUUGUAGUCAUAUUACGCACCAAUUGGGAGAAAGAAGUAACAUGUUCACCAAUUGGCAAGCCAUAA
Molecule: messenger RNA, 1527 nt
Organism: Gastrolobium bilobum
Lineage: Eukaryota; Viridiplantae; Streptophyta; Magnoliopsida; Fabales; Fabaceae
Product: protein FAR1-RELATED SEQUENCE 5-like
Exons: 6
Coding region: 1-1527 (508 amino acids)
Biological process (GO): regulation of DNA-templated transcription
Molecular function (GO): zinc ion binding
Source: RefSeq, a predicted model, not a curated record